AUGCCUUUGACCAUGUGUCGACAACCUCUAAAAACUGUAUAUGCAUGAGGUUUAUAUUGUCUCAAUUGCUUCUCGUUAUCAGUGUGUUUCUUUACACACUUCCCUGUCGUCUGUUCUGCACUUCUCUCAGAGAUCCAACCAAUGGAGUCCUUCUCUGGAGAUACAGAAGAAAACACGGAAGAAAUUCCAGGACGCAAAAAGUCCAAACUCAAAUCUUUGAAAACCCGUCUCUUUGGGAGGAGUAAGAGAACAGGUGGAGAGGGGAACACCGAGCUCAGUCAGUCGGCCAGUGACAUUACUGCAGGAAAGGGACUUGGCUCAGAUGGAAAUUUGGUAUGCUCCCAGGGGGUGAUGGGAUCACGAGCAUUGUCCCAUGACAGCAUCUUUCUGGCUGAUCAGGUCCUGAUAGACACCGAACCAGCCAGGGUCUUAUCCCAGGAGAAUGUUCAUGGCAAGAUCAAAGCGCUGCAGAUGAAGCUUCAGCAGCAGAAGAUGCAUUUGGGGCCGCCACCUCUGGUUCUGCCGAUCAGACGUCCAGAGGACCUGGGUAGCCGCUCGGAGGAUGGCAGCCUUCCCCACAGCCCCCUUGAGGUCUCAGGAGGUGAUUUCACAUCCCAGGGAGCCCUCAUCAAGACCAUGUCCCAGCCAUCCUCUCGUCCAAUCUCACCCAUCCCCAAUCCUCCACUGACCAAGUAUGCGCCCCUGACUCCAUCCCGUCCUUUACCUCUUACCGUCCCCUCCAUUUCUUCUGUUAUCGAGCCCCCAUUGGACUUCAGUUCUCCAGCUCAGUUCACCCCUUGCCUGGAUACGUCUGCUGCACGCCACCGGAUGUCUGUCAAGCCCAGAAACCAGAGGGCCAGCACCAAGCAGAGACUCACUGCAACUGAUUCUAGGUCUCAUCCACACACCCUGAACAACAUGAAACACCCUGAGCCCGUGAAAGAAGAGGAGGAGCGGCUCAGUGCACAAGAUGAGGUGACACUGGAAACCAAACAAGGAGAGGCUGACGUUCCUAUCAUAGAUCAACGGCUUCCUUCAAAUUCUGCAGAGGUGGCACCGAUGACGUCGGAAGCAGCACCCAAAUCACCCGGUCUAACUUUUUCCCAGCAGGACCAUGCUCCUCCCGGGAGAGCACCCUCUGUAUGCUCACAGGUACUUCGAGUUAAGCCUCAAAGGCCAGUGGAAGCAACAUCCAGUGAACGGCCACAUUCAUCCUUUAUAGAGUCAGAACUUAAGGACAAAAGAGAGGGGAAUUAUGAGAUACAAGUAAUGUCCCUUGACAAGAAGAAUACCCAAAAAAAGGCUGGAAUGACUGAAGACUCCUCAGACCAGCUCUCCACUGCCUUCAGCUCAGCGUGGGUAUUCAGGUCUUCCUCUGUUCACCAGCAGGUCCUAGGUGAGAUAGAGAGCACGAAAGGAAUAAAGAGACCUGCCCCAGGAUCUGAGUCCUUCCAUUUCUCCAUCACAACGGCCAAAAACUGUGAUGGAGAGAGACCCCGCUCAAACAGUUUUGUGGGAAUCCUGGAACAAGCUGAAGCCAGGCACAAGACUACAGGGGGAGCAGAGGAUAAACCCUUUUCAAGCUUGAGGGAAAAGGAGGCACUUAGAGACUUACAGCCCAGAGGGGGCCCCUUUGCUGUGGGAAGACUGAAACAAGAGGGAGCUCCACCCAAAAGCCCAGUACUUCCAUGGGACAGGGGGGACAGCCUCAAAAAGAUAGAAUCAGUGACAGCAUCUAAAAAUGCAGCUACAGACACAGGCAUUGAAGAGGGGGAGGAGUUGGAGAGCAGCCAGGAGGAGGUGGAAGAGGCAGUGGAAGCAGAGGAGGUCCAGGAGGAAGAAGGAAAGACAGCAUUUGGUAUUAAACUACGCUCAACAUCUCAGUCGAUGAGAUUUUGGUCUGAUGCUCCUUUUAACCAUCUUUCUAAGCCACCAGUGUGUGAAGACCAAUGUGACAAACAGAAAAGACAGGAAGUAAGUGAUAAUCUAGGCUUCAUGUCCAAAAAGCUGCCAACAAACACCUCUUGUACACCAUCCACCUCUGGAGACAUCAGAGUGACAGAUCCAACCCCAUCUGGCUUCUCCCUUCCAGUCAAGAAUAACCUGCCAUCUACAGGUGAUCCACAGAUCAUGCCUGCAGAAGUCCAAGAAACCUCCUCAGACCCCAAAGAAGUAGAAACUGCCCUCACAGUGCCUCAGGAGCCCCAGCCUGCCCCGAAAACAGCCUCCUCUGAGGUGUCCUGGAUGAGCCUAGCAAUGGAAAAGACCAGAAGCCUGCAACAGCUCUUUACUAGUAGAUUCCCCAGAGAUUUCACAGCUGUUCAGAGUGCGGCUCGACCACAUGCACAAGCGCAGCCGACGAAUCAAACAGAGACACAGAUUGGUGCACAGAUGCAGAUACAGACUCUAAAAAUGGAACAAAGUACAACACCAGUACAGACUGCAAAUCAGCCAUCAAAUGAUACGGUGAAAGCAGCAACAGCGCAAAGUAGAAGUCAAGCACAGACUGUUAAACCAUCACUAAUGUCAGUGCAACAGAAGACGUCAACAGCCCCUACCGGUUUGUCAAACACUUCUAGAGAAGCACAGACAUCGAAACAAAUAAAUCAAUCCCAGUCACACUUAAGUACAACUCAGUCUCCCUCAUGGUGCCCGUCUGAUCCACCUUCACGGACCAGCCCAUGGUCAACCCAGUCUCCCGUCUGUUCUUCUACACAAAAAGAGACAUCAUCUCAGUUUGCACAAGGGAGUGCCAAUAAGUGUCUUGCACAAUCUUACCUUUCUUCGGGCCAGCAUGCAACGCCCCAACAACCUCCUUGGAGCAAUCAGGGUCUCCACCCCAUCAACCAGCUCAAACCAGCAACUUUAGUUUCCACCACCUCAUCAGCCCCAGCUCCUCCUCCAGUGUCUGCCUCAGGAAGAGGGGAAAGAGAAGCCAACGUGCAGGAAAAAGACUCUCCUUCACUCUCAGGAAGGCGAGCAGUUUGGGCUGGGUCAGUAAGCGGGAAGGCUGCUUUUCUGGAAAAACGGGGCGAGUGCACCACUCCACCUGGACCCAAGGGGGUGGAAUUGAAGAAAGCUCAAACAGAAGAGCAGACAUCAGGUGAAUCCCCUACCCUGGCCAAAAAAACACGUCUAAUAAGCAAAGACACUAAACCAGAAGGGAGGCAUGGGGUAAAACUUUCAGAGUCAAGCCCCACCAAAAUUCCAGACAAGUCUCAUGAGGACAAAUGGCUCCGGAAAAACAUGGCAUCUUCGGCCCCCACUUCGUCACCCACACAGCCAUCAGUGUUGCAGUCCAUGUCUGACAGUGGCCAGCCGUCCUGGAUGGAACUGGCGAAGAGGAAGUCAAUGGCCUGGAGUGACAAGACCAUGGACUAAGAAAGAAAAGAGACAGAUAUACAGGGUAUGGAAACAAGAAUAUGAACAGCCCUGCAGACAAAUACUACCUACAUGAUGGGUUGGAUGUUUGGUGGGACUGGCAGAAUGAUGUUGAUAUAACUCUGUGGUAAUUUAUCUAGUGAGGCUGAUAUGUCCGUGUAUUGCAUUGUAUUCAAUUGUAAAGUGUUAAUGUUAUACUGAAAGACACAGAGAGAGUAUAUGUUGAAUUCACUAUGGUCCCUCUCCAUCACAACCACUUUAAGAUAAAAAAGUAUUUCUGAAUAAUCUUUGAUCUGAUUCAGCAUUUAA
This is a messenger RNA of Xiphias gladius (swordfish), 3690 nucleotides long. RefSeq names its product cracd like a (gene cracdla). The transcript is spliced from 9 exons. Bases 142 to 3381 code for a protein of 1079 amino acids. The record is from RefSeq and is a predicted model, not a curated record. Lineage: Eukaryota; Metazoa; Chordata; Actinopteri; Istiophoriformes; Xiphiidae.